AUGUACGGCGCGAAGCCUGACAGCUUGGUCCUGCCCUCAGACUUGGAGAGUCCAGGCGACUCGGAUAGCUCUGAUGAAGCUGGUCAGCUUGCCAUCUCUCUCGGCUACGGGAACGCUGCUGAUUGUUCAGAAUCGUCAACAGCCGGCUCAACUUCGGGGAAGAAACGCGACGCCCUGGGUAACGAUCUUGACGCUCCCGAAUCCAGUGAGGAGGACGAAGAGGAAGAAGAGGAGGAAGAAGAGUCCAGCGAAGAAGAAGCGGUACCAGUGGAGAUUGGCGUACCGGUUGCGAUGUGGGAUUUCGAUCACUGCGAUCCAAAGCGAUGUUCGGGGAAGAAGCUGGCACGGCAUGGCUUAUGCGUGAGCAUGCGGAUAGGGCAGAGAUUCCGAGGGAUAGUCUUGACUCCGAAAGGGAAGAAACCGAUCGCACCGUGCGACGACGAGAUCAUCAUGCUGAGCGGACUGGCGGUUGUGGAGUGUAGUUGGGCGAGAUUGGACGAAGUGCCCUUUGGGAAGAUCAAGGGCCCAUACGAGCGGCUGUUACCUUACCUCAUCGCGACAAAUCCUGUCAACUACGGUAAACCCUGGCGGCUCAACUGCGUCGAAGCACUAGCAGCGGGCUUCUACAUUACAGGACAUGACGACUGGGCCGAGCACCUUCUGUCCAAAUUCUCCUGGGGUCACUCGUUCUACAAGAUGAACGCCCACCUCAUCAAGCGGUAUCGCACGUGCACGACCUCGGAGGAUAUUGUGGCGAUGCAGGAGUUGAUCCAGGCGGAGCAAGCGAGGGAUGCGGAAUUGCGCAAGCGGGAGAAACGUCAGUUCCCAACUCGCACACAUAUGUGGCCAAAAGCUGAUCAUACAGGCGCGUACGAUGAUGGAGAUCUCCUCAGAUCCAACCCUAAUCACCAAGACUGGGACGAGCCAGAGGAUGAGGGGGACAAGAGCGAAGAAGAAGCAGACGAAGUCGAGACAUUGACAAUGGCGUUGGGGCAGACAUCUAUCGAAUCUCCGGCCAAGGCUUGA
Messenger RNA from Dioszegia hungarica, 1026 nucleotides. RefSeq lists its product as uncharacterized. The transcript has 4 exons. Gene Ontology annotation, molecular function: rRNA small subunit aminocarboxypropyltransferase activity. Gene Ontology annotation, biological process: maturation of SSU-rRNA. Bases 1 to 1026 code for a protein of 341 amino acids. The record is from RefSeq and is a predicted model, not a curated record. NCBI's taxonomy places the organism in Eukaryota, Fungi, Basidiomycota, Tremellomycetes, Tremellales, Bulleribasidiaceae.